UUUGAUGCUUAUCGUAGUUUAGCGGGUCUUCCUUUGACAACAUAGCUAAGUUUUCAAGCCCUGUGCGUUGAAAUAGUAGUUCUGACGAGGUUUUAAUACAAUAUUUGAUCAUUUUCAUUAGUUUAUCAUACGAUACACAAACAUUAACACAUUUUUAUAUGUUGUAGCCUUAUCUUUGUUAGUAAAUGUUAAAAUGCUAGCUAGCUGCUAAUGCUAACAUGAGCUAACCAUAGGAAUUGCCAUGCCCUACUGUGAAUCGCUUUCUGUUUUUGUUUUCAGCUCAAACAGCUCAUAAAUAAGUGAACCGUUCAGAACUCAGAUGGCGGUGGCUCCCGCCUCUUUGGCCGAUCAGAUCAUAGUCCUUGAUGAUGACGAUAAUGUUGAAGAAGCGAGACCUCAGCCUUCAUCUUCUGCUGCUACCCCCUCAUCCUCUAAGCAUCAGGCUAAAGGACGUUCGUCACCUAAGAAUCAGCACCGGGUGUCGACCCACAUCACCCAAUCACCUUUUUCCUCUGCCAAGAAGAACACAAACGCUCUGCAGAUCGAAAACCAGAAGCUGUUCGACGAGUUUGUGCAGCACUGCACGCCCCUCACGAAGGACUGCCCGGAGGUUCUGACGUUCCUCCAAACCAAACAUGGGAAGGCCUGCCCCGACUACCUGUGCUCCGUGGAGUUCAGGAACACGCUGGGACACUGUCUGACUCGAGCUCAGGCCAGCAAAUCCAAAACCUUCGUCUACAUUAAAGAACUGUGCACUGUGCUGCAGCAGCACGCGCUCAAGAAGAGGCAGGCCCUCACCAAGGUGGAGCCCGCCGCAGCAGAACAGGGUUCUCAUCAGUCUACCUCUACAACGCUGAAAAGCAAAGACAAGGUAAAAGGUAAGGCAGGUGAGGAGGAUGAGGAAGUGAAACCAGAAGAGGAAGACCAGCCUUCCUCUUCAGGAGAAAAGGGAGAAGCUGGAGAGGAAAAUCAAGAGACCGACAAGAAGGCCAGGAGGUCUUUAAAGAAACAGAUUGCUUAUCUAGAGAACCUGUUGAAGCUCUACAACGAUGAGAUCUACCGACUGCAGCAGGCGGAGCUCAGCUUAGACGACAUGGAGACUGAAGACUCGACGUACAUCCAGGAGCACAAACUGAAGCGGAAGAUGAUGAAGAUCUAUGAAAAGCUUUGUGAACUGAAAGGCUGCGACACGCUAACAGGCAGAGUGAUCGAACAGAGGAUCACUUACUCAGGGACCCGCUACCCAGAAAUCAACAAGAAGAUUGAGCGUUUCAUCAACAGUCCCGAGGCUCACAGGAAUCCUCCAGAUUACCACGACAUCCUGCAGCAGGUGAUCCGCGUCAACGAGCGCCACAACCUGUGUCUGAGCAGAAAGCAGCUGAACCAGAUCGCAGCCGAAGCCUUCAGAGAGACCGGGAGCCGCCUGCAGGAGCGGCGCCACCUAGAUCUGGUCUACAACUUCGGCUCGCGCCUCACAGACACAUAUAAACCCGCGACCGACCCGGCUCUGUCGGACCCCUCUCUGAUGAGGAAGCUGCGCUCCAACAGAGAAGUGGCUUUAUCCCGUCUGGAUGAGGUCAUCACCAAAUACGCCGUCAAACAGGACGACACCGAGGAGCAGGAGAGGCAGCGGAGGAUGGAGAAAGACAAGGAGAAUCAGAAAUUAGAAGAUGAAGCCAAGGCCAAGCAGGCCGGUGGAGCGUCUCGGAAUGAGGAGGAGGAUGAGGAAGAAGAGGAAGAUGAUGAAGAGGAUGAGUCAUCGGACCCAGACAUAGAGGAAGAGAUCGUGGCCAGCACUCAGCAUGACGGCGCAGAUGAUGAUGACGAUAACGAGGAUGACAACGAUAACGAGGCGGACGAAGGCUGCGAUGAUGUCGACAACAAGGAGGACCAGACGUACGAUCAGUCAGAAAGUGUCGCUGCAGCUGAUGAAGAAGACCUGAAGGAUGAAGGUGAUCCUGACUCCGAUGAGACCCAGAUCUCCCCCAUGACCGACAUCCCCUCCCCAAGAGACAGCCCCAGCCAAUCGGAGGCCAUGCAGACCAACGAGCCGCAACCGUCGACCAAUGGGAGCCCAGCAGCUUCGCAGCAGUCCGUCACCUCCUCCAGUCAGCUGUCCGUUGUUCUUGUAAAGGUCAAAGAAAAAGCUACGGAGGUCAACCCAUCAGCUUCCACCAAUGGGAAUCCUUCCCCAGAGCAGAAAACCGUCACAGUGGGUCAAAGUGACACCCAGACCACCAACGGGACGUCCCCGCCCCCCAGCCCGAGGACCACCAGGAGCCAGAAGAGGAAGAGGGAGGAAACGAGGUCAACGAACUCUAGAAAUAUAAAACAGAAGAUCAGUUUUGACAGCAGCGAUGCAGACAUCUCUCUGGACAUGGGCGUCAUUUGCUGCAGUUCUCCAGAAAAAAUGGAAUCCUCCGUCUUCGAAACGCCGACCAAGAACCCCAUCAUCAGCUUAGAGUCCACGCCGCCUCCCAAGAAGAACAAGGUUAACGUGGCGACCCAGUGUGACCCAGACGAGAUCAUCGUGCUGUCAGACUCGGACUGAAUCUCUGAACGCAUCAGUUUUCUUCUUGCACUUCUGAAGCUGUGUUUUCAGACCAUCUCUGCCAAACCCAGAAGAACUGGAACAAACAGAAUUUUUUUUUUCCUCUCAAAAAGUCAGUAUCACAGACUAUCAGUCGAAAUCAAGGAGCAGCUGUUUCUGUUCACAGCUAAUACACAUAACUGAUCUGGGAUGUUGUUGACGCUUCUCCACUCAUCAAGGUGCAGUUUCUAUUUCCCCCCAGCAGGGAGGCGCUCUCUAACAGCUUGUCUGUGCAGACCUCAUGAACAAGUGAGAACAGCUGAUCUAGAUGCUGUUUCUCCAGCCGGUGCUUGUGUUUUUUAUGCCAUUUGAGUCCAGUUCCUGUCAAUAAGAACAGGACCUGAUGGUUUCCAUGACGACGAUGAUGAACUGUACAUGAACUCAGUUUUUUUUAGGGGGGUAUUUUUUUAUAAAAGGGAUUUUUCUGUUUAAAUGGAUUUUCUGCUUGUGCUGACGGCCGGGAUAAACCGAGGCGAUUGGUUUGGUUUGUGACGCGCAGCAGAGAUGUGGGAACUUCUCAUUUUCUCCUUUUCUAUCGGCCCUUAGAAACAGAUUUGUAGAUUCAAAAUAAAGUAAGUUUAUCUUUUUUUCAGAUUAGUUUCUCUCUUUUGAACAAACCCAUAAAAGACAAAAAAAACAAAUGCCAGAUUCUUCAUCUAUUUCAUUCAUAUACCCAAGCAUCAGGAUUCUCGUUUUGAUGUUUCCACACUUAAAAACAUUUACUAAAACAAGUAAAUGACUAACACAAUCAGAGGAAACAUCCAAUUAUUACAUUUCAAAACUGAUAUGCUGAUAGGAAUAAUCCCUGCAAUGUCUUUAGCUUGUUUUUUAAGUCUAAUCUGGUCAGAGAUGCUUCCUUUGUAACUGAGCAACACUUAAAGUAGCCAACACUGCCACCUGCUGACCAAUGUUUGCAAUUCCCAUUGAAACUAAAAGUGAAAAUGAUUCAUUUAAAGUUUUACUUUAUGCUCAACCUUCUGUUUCUUCCUUUAAAAUCUGGGAGGAAAUGCAGAUUAUAUUUUAAUUUAGCGCCACAUGAUCCUUUAGUUUCAUGCUCUUUGGAAGUUAGACAAGUUUACCUGCUUAAGGCGUCCAGAUGUGGCCUUGUUUUCUCCUGCCUCUGCUGUAAGCAUUAGGAGGCGUGUUAAUCCGCCUUAGAAAGUAGACCUAAACACUUUACCUUGUGCUUUUUUUUCUGGGAUUUAUGCAAAAACCUUCAGGAGCCAUGUUGGGGAAAACAGGCCAUUAAAUGCUCCGAUAAGGGGAACAGUUUGGAAACAUUUAGGUUAAAGGAAGCAGCAGGGAUCAUAUUUUAAACUCAGAAGUUUGUUUUGAUGGAACUGGUUUCUCUAAAUGAACUUUUAAUGAAAUAUUAGAAGAGAAAUUUCUUGUUAAAUCCAAAUGCAGGAAAAAACUAGAGUAGAACAUUAACUGAAAACAAAAUUAAUGGAUGAAAAUCUCUACAAUCAUUAAAACAGUAAAAAUACUCCAUUAGUUUAUCAUCUCUUUUUUUUAAGGUUUUAUUUUUCUCCCUUCUGCUGAAAAAGCUCUUUCUGAUCCUUACUGAUACUUAUUAUCCCUGAAAUAUCUUGAUAUUUUUCCCAGAUUCUGAAUUUUUUGUGAAAACAUCUUCAGGAACCGAUGAAUAAAACGUAUUUGUUGGUUCUGGUAGCGUCACUGUUCUGAGGCUAAUCGUCAUUAGCUGAGCUCUGAUGCGAUGGACUUUAUCUGAUUUCUCUCACCGCCGUUUCUUUUUAUCAUGUGUGAAAGUUUUGUUUUUACCUCGUGGGUGAAUUUUUGUCCUCAUCAGGGUAGAAGCUCUUUUCAGAGCGUCAGGAUAGAGAAAUGAGUCGAACACAUUUCUGCUCCUCUGUCUACUGGAGUUUUCCUUCACUGUGAAAUCCUUUUUUUAUUUUAUUUUGGUA
This is a messenger RNA of Cyprinodon tularosa, 4515 nucleotides long. It is a transcript of the gene daxx, whose product is annotated as death-domain associated protein. The record is from RefSeq and is a predicted model, not a curated record. Bases 320 to 2551 code for a protein of 743 amino acids. Gene Ontology annotation, molecular function: histone binding. Lineage: Eukaryota; Metazoa; Chordata; Actinopteri; Cyprinodontiformes; Cyprinodontidae. The transcript is spliced from 11 exons.